CCGGGAUGGUACCCAGCGGCGGCUGGCAUCAUCUAUGAACCUUCUGCUAUGCGUCCAUCUGCAGACGGCAGUGUUCUGAGUCUGCCAGAAACCAUGUCACAUUACACAGAUGAACCCAGAUUCACCAUAGAGCAGAUAGACCUGCUGCAACGUCUGCGACGCACUGGAAUGACCAAACACGAAAUCCUGCACGCGCUGGAGACGCUGGACCGCCUGGACCAAGAACACAGUGACAAAUUCGGAAGGAGGUCCAACUAUGGGAGCAGCACUUAUAACAGCACUAACAAUGUCCCCGCCUCUUCUUCCACUGCCACCGCUUCAACACAGACCCUCCAUUGUGGCAUGUCCCCAUCGCCCAGCAAUAGCUGUGACACCUCCCCGCAACCUUGCACUACCAACCAGAACGGGAGAGAGAGCAGUGAGAGGAUCCCGACCUCCAAUGGGAAGAUGUCUCCAACACGUUAUCAUACCAACAGCAUUGGACCAAGGUCGUAUAGCUUUGAGGCAUCGGAGGAGGAUCUGGAUGUUGAUGACAAGGUGGAAGAGUUAAUGAGGAGGGACAGUAGUGUCAUCAAAGAAGAAAUCAAAGCCUUCCUGGCUAAUCGAAGGAUAUCGCAGGCAGUGGUUGCACAAGUCACAGGCAUCAGUCAGAGCAGGAUCUCUCACUGGCUGCUCCAGCAAGGCUCAGAUCUAAGUGAGCAGAAGAAAAGAGCUUUUUAUCGGUGGUACCAGCUGGAGAAGACGAGUCCCGGUGCAACUCUAAGUAUGAGACCAGCUCCCAUCCCUAUAGAUGACACCGAGUGGAGGCAAACCCCACCGCCUGUCACCGCUACCUCCGGUACGUUCAGGUUACGACGGGGCAGUCGAUUCACCUGGAGAAAAGAGUGCCUGGCUGUCAUGGAAAGCUAUUUUAAUGAAAACCAGUAUCCAGAUGAGGCCAAGCGGGAGGAGAUUGCCAAUGCGUGCAAUGCAGUUAUACAAAAACCAGGCAAGAAGCUUUCAGAUCUGGAGCGAGUUACCUCCUUGAAAGUGUACAACUGGUUUGCCAACAGGCGGAAGGAAAUCAAAAGAAGAGCCAAUAUCGAAGCAGCAAUCCUGGAGAGUCAUGGGAUCGAUGUACAAAGUCCAGGAGGGCAUUCGAACAGCGACGACGUGGAUGGCAACGAUUACUCUGAACAGGAUGACAGCACCAGUCACAGUGACCACCAAGACCCCAUCUCCCUAGCCGUUGAAAUGGCCGCAGUCAACCACACCAUCUUGGCGCUGGCCCGGCAGGGGACCGGAGAGAUCAAGACAGAGGCUCUGGACGAUGACUGAAACCUGACUGCAGCGGGAAGGGUCAAAACUGAAAGUUUCUUAGAUUUUUAGACGUAGCACCUUAGCAAUCUUUUCCUCGGUCCUUAAUGUGUGUUCCUAUAUCAGUAUAACUGCAGUCUCUUGUCCGUAAAGUUAGCUGGUAGGGUCUCGUCCUGUGAAGAUGGCAUAGUGCCCAUAUUCACGUCCGCUAUUCUCAGUAUUAUUUCUAGCCAUAUUCCUUCCCUUACCUGGGUCUAGAACAUUUGACUCCAUUCAGGCAUUCCAAUUUUACAAGUGCUUCCAGCUCCCCCCACCCCCUCCCAUGCUUCUUCCUUUUUAAGCACCUUUUAAGUGUAUUUUUUUAAAGACUUUCUCAAACGUAGGGAGUGUUAAAGCAA
Messenger RNA from Nanorana parkeri, 1694 nucleotides. It is a transcript of the gene HMBOX1, whose product is annotated as homeobox containing 1. The transcript is spliced from 9 exons. The coding region runs from base 49 to 1317 and encodes 422 amino acids. NCBI's taxonomy places the organism in Eukaryota, Metazoa, Chordata, Amphibia, Anura, Dicroglossidae. Gene Ontology annotation, cellular component: nucleus. Gene Ontology annotation, molecular function: double-stranded telomeric DNA binding. Gene Ontology annotation, biological process: positive regulation of DNA-templated transcription. The record is from RefSeq and is a predicted model, not a curated record.